Molecule: messenger RNA, 3901 nt
Organism: Myxocyprinus asiaticus (Chinese sucker)
Lineage: Eukaryota; Metazoa; Chordata; Actinopteri; Cypriniformes; Catostomidae
Product: eomesodermin-like
Exons: 7
Coding region: 1956-3710 (584 amino acids)
Biological process (GO): endodermal cell fate specification; regulation of transcription by RNA polymerase II; CD8-positive, alpha-beta T cell differentiation involved in immune response
Cellular component (GO): nucleus
Molecular function (GO): DNA-binding transcription factor activity, RNA polymerase II-specific; RNA polymerase II cis-regulatory region sequence-specific DNA binding
Source: RefSeq, a predicted model, not a curated record
GUCGAAAUUAAUUUUUGUGGUAAUCAACAUUAUGACACAAAUGCUGUCUAUUGAACCCGGAACAUUCCUUUAAAGAUGUUAACUACACAGUCUUGUACCUUUGUGAUUUUCAAAUACUUUUAUGCUUCAAAUCAAAGUUUGUAAUGUUUUGAUUCACCUCAGAGCUGGUUGGUUUAUCUUGGAGAAAGUGGGCGGGCACUGUUGUGCUCUAUUAAGGGGAGGGGCGUUCUCAUUACAGAGAGCAUUUGAUUGGAUACAAAUUUGGAUAGGCCUGUGAGUGCAAGAUGAGUCAUCAAUAUUUUUGGUCCGUUUUCCUGGAAGAGAAAUUGAACGUUUAAAUGCAUAUAUCUGUUAAAAGUACAUUUUGUGCUUUUUUUAAAGAAAAGGAGGGAUGAGUCGAAAUUAAUUUUUGUGGUAAUCAACAUGCUGUCGAUUGAGAUGAACUUAAAAUGAACCCGGAAUAUUCCUUUAAUGUGUAGGUAAUUGUACUAUUAGCUAUAUAAUUGACCUAAUUGACCCUCAACAAGGGUCCUUUUAUUGCAAAAGAGUUUUUAUGAAAUUACAAACGGACAUCUGUUUCAUUGAGUCACAGGUAGCAAAAUUGGGGAUCUAAGAAACUUUAAACAUUUUCUCCAGCAUCCAGUUAGCUUGCUUUUUCUAAAACUACAUUCUAUGCAUAGAAAAUCAAAACAGUUUGGCUAGCUGUUGUAUCAUUCAUGGAAAAACAGAAAGGAAGAAAAUGUGGUUGCAUUUUGUGUUGGACUUUCAAACCAUGUGGCGUAAUUUCUCAGUAAUGUUGCUAAUACAAGUGUAGCAGUUGGUGCUUUUAUCCUAAGUUUAAAAUUUCUAUCAAAAGCAUUUCAGGAGUAUUUCGCUGGUCAUCCAGUUGGUCCAGUCAGCAGAAGUGAUAAGUUCUUUUCUCUUCAUAAAGUGUGAAAAAAAAAAAGCAUCCAGACCAAGUCAAAAUCUUGUCAUAACUUAAGUAACACGGGAAAUGUGUCGCGGUUUUGGCUGCUAAAGCUUGGGUUAAGUCACGUUUUCACCUCUAUCUGGUGAUCUAUCUGGUACCAACUGGAACACAGUCAAGACUUGUUUUUUGCUGUUGCCUUUCAUUUUAAGAGGGGUUUUGCUGAACACAAACAUACAGGACAGAAUUAUAAGAAUAAGCCCCAAAUUAGUAUCACUUUUCACCCCCAUGCAUAUUUCAUCAUGCUUACCAGAAAAAUGAUAAAUGAGAUCUCAGUUGUGUCUCCAAGACAGCAAUGAGAAUAAAUGGACAGCAAAAUGAGAUCUUAGGUGUUUCUCCUGAAAAAGAAUCCAGUAAUCUCACCUGUGUCUCAUCUAGAGUUUCUAAAGUCUCAAACUGUGCUCAGAUUUGCCAAGAUACUGAAGUCAGCGAACAUUUCUCAUCAAUCUCUCCCAAGAAGAUCAAAUGAUCUGAGCUGUGCUAUCCACAUUCAUUUUAAAGCUAUAUACUCUUGUCAACAAUCUAUUUUUAUCUUAUGUAUUUUUUGAGAAUCAUCUGAGACAAUGUAGAUACCUCAAUGAAACAUGACAGAGCUCUGCUGAGCCGCACAGACAGUAAAUACUGCCAUCAUCAUCAUCAUCAUCAUCAUCAUCAGUAGAGUGCGCCAGAGAGCUGCAUGAAUAAAGUUGGCAGCGUGUUAUAUGCCCACAGUCAGAUCUCACUCACCCCUCAUCCUGCACCAGGAGAACACGAGCAGCUCUAACUUUUCAAUCUGUUCUUAUCGCUGCAAUUGAUUCUUCCAAAUCUACAUGCAAGACUCUUUUCAAAGUGAGUCUGUGGAGUUAAUGAAGAUGAAACUGUGAUGCUGAGAAGACGCUUUUGUGCGCGACAGUGAAUUUAAGGAAGAUCGAAUCAUUAAAGCAUCAUUAAAGGAACCGGUUCGGCCCUGUCAGGUGUCCGGGGUAAGUGUGCCUCACCUUCUGUGGAAAUGCCCGGGGAAGGAUCCGGUUCUGCGCUGUCCUCACACGGAGAUGUGGACGACGGGAAAGUUUCACCGAUCAUUUGUGAAGAUGAGCUGCUCAGCACCGGUCGGUACAUAUUAGAUGGACUCGGUUCGAAUCGAUAUAUCAUGAUGGGCGCAUCCCAACAAACACAGGACAAUUCCAACCCGUGCUCCUUGUUUCCCUGCACGAGUCAGACUGGAUCCAUGUGCGCCGGUUCGGAUGGAUCGAGGUACGCGACGUCGCUCCAUUACGGUUCGGUUCUGCCGUCCACGGGAUUCUGUCAGUCUCUGUGUGCAGGACGCAAUGAGUUCGGCACAGGUUAUCAGUUUGGACACGGUUCUGGAAACACUUACCGCUCGUAUCACGGUACCGGGUCUCUGUCUGGAGCGGGACUGAGAGCGCAGGUGUAUCUCUGCAACCGGCCGCUGUGGCUCAAAUUUCACCGGCACCAAACAGAAAUGAUCAUCACCAAACAGGGCAGGCGGAUGUUCCCAUUUCUAAGUUUCAAUAUAACCGGAUUAAGCCUGAUAUCCCAUUAUAAUGUGUUUGUGGAGAUUGUUCUAGCCGACCCGAACCACUGGAGAUUUCAAGGCGGUAAAUGGGUCACCUGUGGGAAAGCCGACAAUAAUAUGCAAGGAAAUAAGAUUUACGUUCACCCCGAAUCACCGAACACUGGCGCUCACUGGAUGAGACAAGAAAUUACUUUCGGUAAACUCAAACUAACGAACAACAAGGCAGCAAAUACUAAUAAUGCACAGCAGAUGAUUGUCCUUCAGUCUCUACACAAGUACCAACCGAGGCUUCAUAUUGUUGAAGUAUCAGAUGAUGGCAUUGAAAGCACAGGAAGAGAUCCUAAGACUCAGAUCUUCACAUUUCCCGAGAACCAGUUCAUCGCCGUCACAGCAUAUCAAAAUACCGAUAUCACUCAGCUCAAGAUUGACCACAAUCCUUUUGCGAAGGGUUUUAGAGAUAAUUAUGAUUUGAUUUAUACUGUUCCAGAGCGUGAAAGACUUACACCAUCGCCAACAGAUUCACCUCGCACACAACAGAUUGUAUCGAGCACACACUACACCAUGCAACCAUUCCUGCAGGAUCAGUUUGUCAACAAUCUGACUCCAAGUCGCCUUUACAACAGUGAACGGACAGUGCCGCAAACAAACGGCAUGUUAUCUCCUCAGGACGAUGAUGCUGGUGCCACACAGAGGUGGCUGUUGACUUCUGUCCAACAAACUAAUGCCAACAAGUUAGAACUGACCGCAUAUGAGGGUGAUUAUUCCAGCUCCUUGCUGCCGUACAGUUUCAAAUCUUUACCUCUGCAGAGCCCUCACUCUCUUGGCUACUAUUCAGACUCUGCUUUUGCAUCUGUGACUGCAGGAUGGGGGUCAAGAGGCUCCUACCCGAGAAAAAUGACCUCUGGCUUGCCAUGGUCACCCAGGCCAAGUCCCACUGAUUUCAUUGAUGAACAAACACCUGACAAAGACAAAUCCAGAGAGGAAAGUGCAUUUAUUCCAACUGCAGCCUGGAUGGAGACCGCACCAUCUUUGAAACCUUUGGACUCUGUAGAACCAAGUAUUUACUCGGUUGUAUGUAAAAGGAGGAGAAUUUCUCACGGCGAGUCCGGAAACGAGAACUCCCCAACAAUCAAGUGUGAAGACUCAAUAGCUUCAGAAAACAUUAACAAGGACAAUUCGUCCUCCGCCAGGGGUGUUGGCUAUUAUGCGUUCUAUGCCAGUGCCUAAAGUGACUUCAGAGAGUCAUUAAUUGGCUUUUCUUAUGCUCCAUUAUAGAGCUUCUGUACACUGUAUAUUGUCUGUAAUUUUGAUAUUCUAAUCUCUAGAUGUGCUGAGGUAUUUCAAAUGUAAUCCCCAAUGAUUUGAUAGUGAAUUGUGGAUCUUCAAAUCUGAGUUCAUCAAUAAAAGCUCACCCAGAA